AUGGAUGAACCUGGACCUGCACAGCGACUGACUGGCGAGGGGGCCAAGAUUUCCAUCUACUUUGGCUCGAUGGCAGGAGGUGAAAUUGGCCCUACUGUCGAGUACGUCCACGCUGAGGCAAUUCUCCUCACGUGCCCUGAAUUUCUCAAGAGAGUUACUAAAUGGGGUAUCAUUUCGCUUCCAUUCGCUACUUCGGAGGCCAUCCACGCCAUGAUCCGUUUCUUCUACACUGGAAAAGUCCCAUUUCAUGAGGUACACAAGUUCACUCUCCGCCCGGACAUCGAACAGGCUUAUGAUCUUGCCAUCCAUAUCUACUCCCAGGCUGUCUACAGCGAUAUCACCAAGAUGAAGGACCAGGCAACCGAGUACAUGACGAGCCUCUUUCCGUAUAUGGAGCCCUCCUACAUGCUGGCCUACUCACACAGUGUCCUUGAACCUCUGUACCCCGAGCUCAACUUUGAGUGGGUUGCAGCCCAAGCGGGAUUACCCUACUACGCCAAUGACAAACUCAUGGACGCCGUUGAUGCUGAGCGUAAGGAGGAUAUCAAACGCUUCAGGGCGUCUGUCGCUCGCCGCGAGGCUGCCUGGGUCAAGAUCAACCGAGAGGGCGAGGAGGAGGAGUCCGUUGAGGAAUCCGAGGUCAAGGAAGCAACCGAAGUCGAAAAUGAUGUUGCCGUCGAGAGUGAAGCUGAAGACUCCGAGGCUGAAGAGACUCACGGUGAAGCCGACGCUGGGACAGACGAUGAGUCGUAUGACAGCAAAGGAAAGCUGAAGAUCAUUGGAGCCGAUGGCUUGAUCAACCUCGACCUGGCCAACUACCCACCCGGCGUUUACCGCUGGUAA
This is a messenger RNA of Fusarium fujikuroi IMI 58289, 843 nucleotides long. RefSeq lists its product as uncharacterized. The coding region runs from base 1 to 843 and encodes 280 amino acids. The transcript is spliced from 2 exons. The record is from RefSeq and is a predicted model, not a curated record. Lineage: Eukaryota; Fungi; Ascomycota; Sordariomycetes; Hypocreales; Nectriaceae.